Messenger RNA from Strongylocentrotus purpuratus (purple sea urchin), 1322 nucleotides. Its product is annotated as EF-hand calcium-binding domain-containing protein 10. NCBI's taxonomy places the organism in Eukaryota, Metazoa, Echinodermata, Echinoidea, Camarodonta, Strongylocentrotidae. The coding region runs from base 133 to 540 and encodes 135 amino acids. The transcript has 4 exons. Gene Ontology annotation, molecular function: calcium ion binding. The record is from RefSeq and is a predicted model, not a curated record.
GGGAAUAGCGCCAUCUGUUGAAGUAGGGUACAGUUCUUGACAACGGAGACAACAAACUAUUCCAAUUAAAUUAUAUUUUGUUCGUCUGUCAGCGUCUUAUUAGUAAUAGAAAUUCUUCAUUAAGAGAUCAAGAUGACGACACCAAGAGAGACUGAAACGAAUGAGUAUCUUGAUACACACAGGAUACCUGAGUUGUUUCAUAAUAUCACCAGCCAGCUUGUAUUUCACAGACCGGAGAAUCCAAAGACGUUUAUGAUCGACUACAUCUCCAAGCUGAAAGAAGGUCGUACAACCCAAAUGAAUUAUCCCUGCCUGUUUGAUGAUACAAACAUUGACUCUGUAUUUGGCAUGCUAGACCCCACCAAGAAAGGUCAUAUUACACUUGAGCAGUAUAGAGAAGCAAUGCAAACCAUGGGCUGUCAGAACUUUGAUGAAAAGCCCACUGGGGUAGACCACGGGCGUGUCACAGCAGACAUCUUUGCAAGAGAAGUGAAAGCUGGUUUAAAGAAGGCAUCAGGAACCUUUGAGCCGCUGAUCUAAAACUACUCCUGACUUGUAGCUCAUUGAUCCCAACCAUGGAGGUCAAUUGACUCUCCAUCCAUGGAUGUCCGAGUCCUUCCUGUGAUCCUGCUGGCAGGCUUGAACAUUAUUCUUCAUUUAAAACUUUCAACUUUAUUGAUGAUUAUAAAAGCAUGCUUAUCCACAUAACUGGCAUUCUUUACUGGACUGUUAGAUACUUGAAAUGGGCACCCCCAAAAAAUGCUUGGUUGGAAUGAGACUUCUAUAGUUCUUAAACCCCUUCAAAUUACCUUUCGAGAAUGCUGUGUAGAUAUCAUUCAACAGAGGUAGACCUUUUGUUUGUUUUCAAUGAAUUAAUGGCAAUGAUUCGGUAAAGACAUUCUUUAUUUAUUAAUUGGUACAUGACUCAUUUUUCUCUUCUUUUUUUCUUUCUUUCACCUUUAACAUAGAUUGGAUUCCUAAAAUAUCCACACACAAAAAUCAAAUUGGAAUGUAAGUGAUAACGACUUCAAGUUAUGGAUCCGUCAGCAAUAUGUCAUUGGAUCGUAAAUUAAUUUAUAUCUAUUGGGUUACACAUGUAUUUUCAGGACUUCAGAUAGCAUUCUCCCCAAAUUAUUCUUCCUAAUCCAGGGGUUUUGACAUGAAUUAGACAUAUUUUUAUAUUGAUAAUAUAGAGAAGGAUGCAACAGGAAGUCAUGCAACUUAUUGUUUUGUAAAUAUAAUGUAUAUGUCACUACAUGUAUAAAUAAUUAUUAAUGACUCUGUAAAUAAUAUCAGAUAGAAAGUGUUCUAGCUGUGAUCAA